AUGAUGUCUUUUGUUCUUCUGUUUCUGGUGAGCAUCUUGUUUCCUGCCAUACAGGCCAAGCAACUGACAAAAUGUGAGAUCCCCUGGGUGCUGAAGGACUUGGAUGGUUAUGGCGGUAUCACUUUGCCUGAAUGGGCCUGUAUUAUAUUUCAUACCAGUGGAUUUGACACACAAACCAUAAUAAAAAACAAUGGCAGCACAGAGUAUGGACUCUUCCAAAUCAGUAAUAACUUUUGGUGUAAGAGUCACCAGAUCCCUCAAUCAAGGAACAUCUGUAACAUCACCUGUGAGAGUCUCCUGGAUGAUAACCUCACUGACGACGUGAAAUGUGUCCAGAAGAUUCUGGAUAUCAAAGGAAUUGAUUACUGGUUGGCCCACAAAGCACUGUGCUCUGAGAAGCUGGAACAGUGGCGCUGUGAGACGUUGUAGACGCCUGCUGACUUGGUAGCUGAG
Dipodomys ordii (Ord's kangaroo rat) is the source of this 453-nucleotide messenger RNA. It is a transcript of the gene Lalba, whose product is annotated as lactalbumin, alpha-. The coding region runs from base 1 to 429 and encodes 142 amino acids. NCBI's taxonomy places the organism in Eukaryota, Metazoa, Chordata, Mammalia, Rodentia, Heteromyidae. The record is from RefSeq and is a predicted model, not a curated record. Gene Ontology annotation, molecular function: calcium ion binding; lactose synthase activity. The transcript has 4 exons. Gene Ontology annotation, biological process: lactose biosynthetic process.